Aspergillus pseudoviridinutans is the source of this 486-nucleotide messenger RNA. RefSeq lists its product as uncharacterized. Bases 1 to 486 code for a protein of 161 amino acids. The record is from RefSeq and is a predicted model, not a curated record. The transcript has a single exon. Lineage: Eukaryota; Fungi; Ascomycota; Eurotiomycetes; Eurotiales; Aspergillaceae.
AUGUCAAGUUUCGUCUUGCCUCGGGAAAAGAACAAAACUUUACAGAUGUUGCCCACUCUGGAAGAAGCCCUUGGCAGUCGCGAAACUCUUCGUGUUCACCACAUCGCGGCCAUCGACGCGGAAGUUUUGGAAGAAGGCUACAACGACGAUAACAGGUUCUGGCACAAAGUACGACUAUCUGUCAAGAAUAUAUCAACCUGGUACUCCAGGUCCGGCCUUCCGAUUGUUUUCUAUGAGUAUGACUUGCGCGAACUGUGGUAUAAGUUGAUCCAAGGUGCAAAAAUCGCGGACGCGAAGCACCUCGCUCUAGACCGGCUGGCAGCCGAAGUUUUGCACGCCCGUGAAAUGGGUACCCUGUCUCGCAGGAUUGUGGCUCCAGUCAUAGAGUCCCAUGAAGAAGCGUCAAAUCAAUGGAUCCAGGAAGAAGCAUUGACAUCCGACGGCAAGAUUUGGGCUGACCUGCCCUUCCUCCUCGAAGAAAUAUGA